This is a messenger RNA of Bacillus rossius redtenbacheri, 3733 nucleotides long. RefSeq names its product dehydrogenase/reductase SDR family protein 7-like. The transcript has 7 exons. Gene Ontology annotation, cellular component: membrane. Lineage: Eukaryota; Metazoa; Arthropoda; Insecta; Phasmatodea; Bacillidae. The record is from RefSeq and is a predicted model, not a curated record. Gene Ontology annotation, molecular function: oxidoreductase activity. The coding region runs from base 953 to 1909 and encodes 318 amino acids.
UUAGUUUGAAAGUAUUUAUAAUGUAACUGACCUGACCUAAUCAACCAUUUUAUUUAUUACGCAUUCACUAACACACGUCAAAAUAAAAAAUGGCGACGUUCGAAGGGUUAAACAGGCGUUGUAUUGCUAAAUUAAAAAUUUUUAUAUCUCAUAAAGUAUUUGGAAUUUCUUAUCUCCGCCGGUUGAUUUGAAAAGAGGAAGUGAAAUAACAUAGAAUAAAAGUAUUUUCGGAUUGUUAGCAUUUUUUUCCGCAUGAAUACGCAGGUAUUGUGAAGAAAAUUAAAAAAUUCGAUAUCUCCGAAAGUAGUUGGAAUUUCUUAUCUCCGCCGGUUGAUUUGAAAAGAGGAAGUGCAAGAGCACAGAAUAAAAGUGUUUUCGGGUUUUGAGCAUUUUUUUUGGCAUCUACCGCGACUGUACAUAUUUACCAAAAUUUGAAACGUUAAAAACUCACCUAAGUUAGAGGCGGGUACAAUUCCUUUGCCAUUAGUAGAAAAUUAUGUAGUUGUUCACCUACGUCACGGGAAAAAAAAAUAAAUAAAUAAAUAAUACUCGUAACAAACAAGAAACAAUGGUGGCCACAUGAAUGCACAGGUAUUGUGAUGAAAAUUUAAAAAUUCAAUAUCUCCUAUGGUAUUUGGAAUUUCUUAUCUCCGCCAUGUUCAAUGAAAAGAAGUUAAAGAGCAUAGAAUAAAAGUAUUUUCGGAAUUUUUAAAAUUUUUUUAACAAAUAUCGCCGAACUAUGAAAAUUAAAAUUUCGAUAUCUCCUAAAGUAUUUGGAAUUUCUUAUCUCCGCCGAUUGUUUUGAAAAAAGGAAGUGAAAGAGCAUAUAAUAAAAGUAUUUUCGGAUUUUUAGCAUUUCUUUUCGCAUAUACCGCUACUCUACAUAUUUACCCCUGGAAUAUUAUAAUUGCCUACAUUGAGUAAUUCAGUAUUAAGGAUUAGGUUCUUGACAAUGAAGCAGAAUAACGAAAGCCCAUUUAGGAUGUGGUCAGCAUUUGCUUGGAUUCUUGGCACUGUGUGCAUGCCAUUAGCGAUACCAUGGGUGGUAUUUAACAUUGUAGCUGCGUGGAAGUUUAAACUAUUCAAAAACAAGUUACAAGGCAAGGUGGUUUUAGUUACUGGAGCUAGCUCUGGGCUUGGAGAAGCUUUGUCCCAUGAAUUCUACAAGGCAGGUUGCCGAGUCAUAUUAGCUUCUCGGCGGCAAGAUGAGCUGAAGCGAGUGCGGGAAUGCCUCCUCAAAAUUCAUAAGACUCAGCACAUUCAUCCUCCUGUCAUUAUACAGUUGGAUUUGUCCGACACCAACUCCAUCCCUGAUUUUGUUAAUCAGGCCCUAAAUAUAUUUGGUCACGUCGACAUAUUAGUCAACAAUGCCGGUGUCAGUUAUCGAGGGCAGAUAGUUACCACAGGCAUUGAUGUUGACAUUAAAACCAUGAUGGUGAACUAUUUUGGACAAGUAGCACUAACAAAAGCUCUAUUACCAUCUAUGAUCAAAAAUCACAGUGGUCAUAUUGUAGCUGUAAGCAGUGUGCAGGCAAAAAUAGCCAUACCAUAUAGGUCGGCGUAUGCAGCAUCCAAGCAUGCACUGCAGGCUUUCUGCGACACCCUGAGGGCAGAAGUGGCUUGUCACAAUGUGAAAGUGCUGGUUAUCACAGCAGGAUAUAUAAAUACCAAUCUCUCUCUGAAUGCCAUUACGGGGGAUGGAAAAACAUACGGAGUGCUGGAUGAAACGACUGCUGCUGGGUUCAGCCCUGAACAUGUAGCCCGAGAGAUUGUGAAGAAUGUGGUGCUGGAGAGUAAAGAAAUUACUGUUUCGCAGCUUGUGCCCCGAAUAGCGAUCUAUUUGCGCACUUUCGCCCCAGCUUUGUAUUUCUGGAUCAUGGCAAGGAGAGCGAAGAAGCAGCAGAUGUGAAUGAUCUUUGUGAGCUGACAUUCUUAUUGUUGUCAUGUAAUUAAUUUACCAAGUGGUACACAUCAACAAAAUUUUUAUUGCGAUACUGGAAAACAAAUACGAUCAGUAACAACAUUAUAAAAUAUCUACCAUGGGUGGUAUAGAGACGUUGACGUUACUCUUACAAGACCAGCACCUACAUUACCAUUGUACACCUAGGGGGAGUGCUGUGGUUUAUGGAAAGUCUUGUCGACAACACUGUGAUUUUAUAAAGAUUGUUGACAGCUGUGGAAAAUAAUUGUUAUGAAAAAUGUUAUUUAUUCAUUGUAUUGAUUUUACAAAAAACAAUCACGGAUUAUGUUAUGAUAAUUUCAAUUAUGCCUUGCAUGUGGAUGUUUUGACUUUGUGUGGUAACUUGCAAUAGUCGUUCAUUACAUAACAUUUUUUAGUGUAUAAUGGUGCAGGAUUGUAGCUUGGUGUAAUCAAGACAAUUGAAGUUACCCAAAUGAAAUAAAACAGUUUAUUCCUCUGUGAUUGCAUUUUAGGGACUGGAGCCUGUGGCAGAGUAUUCUUAGGACAUGAUGCUUUUCGGUAAUGCAGUACAUCAGUUGUAUAGGUGCAAGGUCAUGGUGACCAGUUUUCCAUACAUACUUGUAUUUCAUCAUUCUUAAUAUUCUUGUAAUUAAUUUUGAUAUUUUUAUACUUUAUAAGUAAAGCCAUUUAACUAUGUUUCUACUGUUUUCACAUUUUUGCUAAGUUAGUAUUUGUUAGAAUAUAUUUUUCAGCAUUUUAUGUACUCUUAGUAAUGUUUUUUUGCUCAUAUUUUACAAUUGGAUUUGGAUGCUAUAAUUAUGUUUCUAGAAUAUUGUACAUUGUUUUGUCAAAAGGAAGGACCAGACGCGCACAACUCGGCAGCACCAAUUUCCCCAUUUAUUUUAUAUAAUGCUUUCUGUAUGUAUUUCUUAUGAUAGGAACAUCAGCAGGUGGUGGCUACCUUGGAAGGUGGUAAAUUGAUUGGGUUUUCAUGCCAGCCAAUCAGAAAAGACUGUGAUUUAUAUGUUUGCUUUUUUGCAGAAAUGACUCAAUGCGAGGGUUAUGUAUUUUGUGUGUUGUGUUCUUGGAUGAAAGAGGUGCAUUGUGAUUGAUGAUCGAUGAUCUUCCCUGUGAGGUUGGAUGUAGUUGCGUAGCCUCGUCAGUCAUUAAAGAGUGCUGGGCCGGUUGGUCACACCGUUCUGCAGCUCACUGAAAACAAUUUUUUGAUACUGUAAGGGAGACAAUUUUGAGUAUGGGUACCGGAGCCAUGCCAUAGUAAUAUUCCACCUUUUGUCUUUUUAUUUUUCGGAUGUUGAACUAUAAUUUGUAGACUCCAGACAUGUGGCACGGGCCUGGGUGGUCCGUUGGACCACUAGAAAACGUGGUUCCAGUUUUUUCAGUACUUAUAGCACGUUUCAUUCGUGGUUUGCAGUAUGCAUUUAUAUGGGCAUUUACUCUCUUUUCUAAGUGCACGAUAUCUGCCAUUAUCUCCGUCGUUUUUGUGUGUGAUGUUGCCAGAUAUACACCAUAGAGAUAAAGGUUUUAGACAUAACUUUGUAAUGUACGUUUUUGAAGUAUAUCUGAAACAUUUUCUUUUGUAAGGAUAAUUUCAUCAAGAGCCUUUUGAUAAUUUUCAUUUAUUUCUAAAGAGUCAUAAUUGAAAGAUGCCAUCUUGUUUUCAACUGGUUUUGUCAUUAAUGUUUUUAUAUAGUCUAAUAGCAUAGCUCAUUUCAUGGAAUACGUUUUUGUUAAGUGACCAGCUGUAACAAAUAAGUUUCUCAUGUGAAAUAAAUACUAAUGUUUAGAAUUAAA